AUGGCGUCCAAUUCUAAAUACCGUCAGCAGCAUGUGUAUAGACAUGAUGUACACAGAAAGCAUGUGAUUCCUGUACCAGUCGUUCACGUUUCUCCUGAAAUUGCCAAUGCCAUCAGGCGUCGUGAUGGUAUUGGUGGUGUUGACUAUUGGAAUCAUGAUUCAGGAGGACAUGGAUAUGUGUAUCGACCAGUUAGACGAGUGACUGUGGAGGAAGCAUUUCCUAGACUCAGUGGUAAUGGAAUAGAUAAACCUUCCAAAUCUUCCAAAUUCAACAAUAAAAGUAUAAAAAAUUCGGAAAUAAAGAAAUCGAAAUCAUUGGACGUUGAGAGUAAAGAAUUUCACUCUGAUCCGGGUCGGAAUUACCAUGUAUAUAACGCUAAAAUACGAUAUGAUUUAGAAAAAGACGUUACAACUUACAAUAAUCUGGGAUCCAAAUCGUCCAAACCGGACAAGAAAGUUUCCACUAAGCAAAAUGGACAUGUGAUUCAACAACACAUAGGUAACGCAAGCGACGCAAUUCCAAAUGGUACUAUGUCUCGGUUACAACCAAAUGGAAAUGUAGGACUACCAAGUUAUCGUGUCAUUUCCUCAGGGAAAGACAGUAUAUCCAAUCAAAAACAAUCAACGUGGUCUGAAAUGACUCAUCUUACCGUGAACGGUUCUUUAAACAGAUUUCCAGAGACAGCAUUCCAAAAGGUUGGAAUGAACCAUACAUUUAGAAUUCCACGGCCUAAGGCAACAAUAUCCAGAAAUAAUAGCUUGAUUCGUGAGAGUAUUAACCUUACUGCUUCUAAAAAACGUGGUGUUACAUUUGGUCAAGAUAAGGUGUACGAGUAUACUCCACAAGAACCCUUGAAUCAUUAUCCUAUUCAUGAGGAAUUGAUCUAG
This is a messenger RNA of Lottia gigantea (owl limpet), 888 nucleotides long. RefSeq lists its product as hypothetical. NCBI's taxonomy places the organism in Eukaryota, Metazoa, Mollusca, Gastropoda, Lottiidae. The transcript has a single exon. The record is from RefSeq and is a predicted model, not a curated record. Bases 1 to 888 code for a protein of 295 amino acids.